AUAAGGAAGGACGGAAGGACUUUGCUCCGAAACCAUGGUCCAAGGUCUUGUGAUGUUUUAUGUCAGAACCAGACAGCCAUCGCCCUGAUCACCGGAGCUCCCUCUCAACUAGAAGCCCUUGAGCUCCAAACAGACAGCCAUGGAGUUGAAGAGCUGCCUGCGACGCACGCAAUCCCUGAAGAGCGUCACGGCUCGGUCUGACAACAGACCCAUCUGGGCGGAGGGGGCGCGCAGAGACCGGAUGGCGUCCGUGUCCCAGCUGGUUGCUAGGUACCAGAACUCAGUGGAGGUUAGCACGACCAUUGAAGUCACUCAAGUGAAUAAUCCCCAAACCAUACUAAAGCAAGUCCCCCAAGAGACAAAAACACCAAAAACACCAAAAACAACAGCUUCUGCUGAGGUGAGUUCACGGCAUGAAAGCAAGGCGGAGUCGCUGCCAAAGAAAGCUGGUGCCAGAGAAUGGUCCCUCCCUCACACCAAGACCAACCUGGCUCGCAGUAGGUCCAUGGGCAGCCUCAAAAAUUGUUUCGGCAGCGUCAGCGACCUGAAGAGUCUGUUUGAGUCAAAGAACGACAUGCAGCCAAAGAUCCUGCAUGAGCAGAGCAUGAGAGCGGAAGGCCCGACUCUGCCUAUCAGAGCCAAGACGACCGACGCCACACCAGCGGUGAACGGACACGCGGGAGAGAGACAGCCCGCACAGAAGAAGAAGGCUGCUCCAUCAGCUGAUUCUGAUGGACAUGCUAAUGUUGAUGCUAAGGCUAAUGAUGUCAAGGCUAAUGCUCACACAAAAGAACAGGAGUUGAUUAAGAAGCAACAAAGUAACAACAAAGAACGAGGAAAAUCGAUUGGUGGCAUUGACCUCGAAAGAGUUGGUUCAUCCCAUUACGGUAAAACCUAACUAUUGUUCCUACUCCGCCAUACAUUAAAGU
This is a messenger RNA of Gadus chalcogrammus (walleye pollock), 929 nucleotides long. RefSeq lists its product as uncharacterized. The record is from RefSeq and is a predicted model, not a curated record. The transcript is spliced from 5 exons. The coding region runs from base 140 to 898 and encodes 252 amino acids. NCBI's taxonomy places the organism in Eukaryota, Metazoa, Chordata, Actinopteri, Gadiformes, Gadidae.